Molecule: messenger RNA, 552 nt
Organism: Salvelinus namaycush (lake trout)
Lineage: Eukaryota; Metazoa; Chordata; Actinopteri; Salmoniformes; Salmonidae
Product: interleukin-10-like
Exons: 5
Coding region: 1-552 (183 amino acids)
Biological process (GO): immune response
Cellular component (GO): extracellular region
Molecular function (GO): cytokine activity
Source: RefSeq, a predicted model, not a curated record
AUGUCUCCCUCCUCUCUUCUCCUGUCCCUGCUGCUGGCUGCAGCGCUGCAGUGUGAGCAUGCCCAGUGCAGACGUGUGACAUGCUUCGACCGCUGCUGCUCCUUUAUAGAGGGCUUCCCCGUCAGACUGAAGGAACUCCGCACCGCCUUCUCCACCAUCAGAGACUACUACGAGGCUAAUGAUGAGCUGGAGACACCUCUUCUAGACAAGGAGAUUCUAGACCACAUCAAGAGCCCGUUGGGGUGUCAUACUAUGGACAGCAUCCUGAAGUUCUACCUCAACACGGUGUUGCCCACCGCCAUGAACAACACCAAUGGAGCACACAACUUUAGAUCUCCCAUCGACUCCAUCGGAAACAUCUUCCACGAGCUGAAUAAGAAGAUCGUCCAAUGUAGGAACUACUUCUCCUGUAAGAAACCGUUUGACAUUAACAACCUAAUCUCCUCAUAUAAAAAGAUGCAGGAUAAGGGCCUGUAUAAGGCAAUGGGAGAGCUGGACCUGCUCUUCAACUACAUCGAGGAGUACCUGGUCUCUCAGAGACCCAAACACUGA